Schistosoma curassoni is the source of this 660-nucleotide messenger RNA. Lineage: Eukaryota; Metazoa; Platyhelminthes; Trematoda; Strigeidida; Schistosomatidae. The record is from the annotation of a GenBank genome assembly.
AUGGGUAACUAUGUAAAUUUUCGAGCCAGUCCAGUGAACAAGGAGACAGAUAAACACCUAACGCCUAUAAAAAUACCCAAACACUCGAAAGUCCUAGACCUUGACCCACGUUCACCCAGUGAUGGGAUAGUAAGAACCCCAAUCCAAAUAGACAAAGAUGACCCAUGUUCACCAUCUUGUGUUAUUCGCACCCCGGUCAGAUUUUCUAACGGACUUAGUCCUGGAGUGCCUUGCUUUAAUAACUAUGAAACUCCUGAUGGUGUUUUGACCGAAGACGAUUCAAUACACCGAGGUAACAAGUCAUCCUCACUGUCGGAUACUGAGGUUGCACACAACACGAAAGCUAAGACUCACACGUGUGAUUCGAAUAAUAGAUUCAGACUGUCUUGGUUUGAGAAACGCAUAAAGCGUAAAUCUUUAUAUGAUUCACCUGGUCUGUUUGUCAGAUUUCGACACAAGCAGAACUAUGAAAAGUGUAAGAAGAAGGAACAACAGGAUAUACUUCAUAACAUGAGCAAAAACAAAUCUUCAUAUGUACCAGAAUUAGAUUACAAUAUUUUUACUCAUCACUCUCCUACAUGUAUAGCGGGAUUUAAAAGCCCAAACUGUCCAUAUGUAUUAGCUAUUGCUAGAGCAAUUAUUAUUGUGGAAAUAGUUUGA